Molecule: messenger RNA, 432 nt
Organism: Neurospora crassa OR74A
Lineage: Eukaryota; Fungi; Ascomycota; Sordariomycetes; Sordariales; Sordariaceae
Exons: 2
Coding region: 1-432 (143 amino acids)
Source: RefSeq, a predicted model, not a curated record
AUGGGUAGCUGUGUCAGCACACAAGAAUUUUCCCGGAAAAAGUCCAAGAAGGAACACGCCUUCAUCAAACUAAGAUUCAUAUGCGAUUUUUGCAACGACAAGAAAAAUCUCUGCUACUGGCACGGAGCUUUUGGAGACCGCUGGAUGUCCGUCGACGAGGAAUACAUGCGCGCGAAGCCGCAGGUUUUUCCUGCUCCCCAGCGAAAUCAAGGAAUAGUGAUUGGCGGGUUGGAGUUACGUGGUUCAUUCUGUCAGUGGAAUCAUGAGGGAAGGGAUAUUCUGAACGAGUUUUCGAAAAAGGCGGGUUUAGUACAAGUAUGGGACAGACCAUCGGAUAAAACUCGCGUAGGAGAGUUACGAGGGCUCAUGGAGGCGCUUGCGAAGGCCAAUGUUGAAGUCUGUCUUGGUAAGGUCUCGGCUUCAGGGGGAUAG